CCGGAGCGGCGGCGGCCGCAGCGGCAGAGCUGAGCCCGAGCCCGAGCCGGAGCGCGGCCACCAGGCUGCAUCCCCCACCCGUCCUCCGGCAGCAGACGGGACAAUUUCUCCCCUUGCUACAGAGAUGAGACCUGGCAAGGUGCUGUGGAGCCGUCCAUGACAGAGACUGAGCAGCAGGAAGCAAGAAGGAGGGGAGGGGGUUUCCCCUUCUGCAGCAGCAGCUCCUUGUGAGCCCCGGGACGCAGCCCCACCCUACCCCGUCCUCCCUACCAGGCUCCCCUCAGCCCCGAUAAAGACACCAGAGCCAUCCCCACCAGGCACAGAAUGUGCGAUUCCGGCUGGCGAGGGAUGCCCUCCCCAGGGACAGGUUUCAGAGGAGUCACCUGCAGCGAGCCCCAGCUGUGACCCAUGGGGAGAGAGCUGUGAUCCCAUCCAACCAGCCCAGCUGGGAGGAGAGGAAGGGCCUGGCGGGGCAGGGAGCCUGAGGCCUUUUGGGGCUGAGGGAGGCAGUCUGUUGGAAUUGGGGGUAGGGAAGUCGGGAAGCAGCUGGAGACAGAUCACCCCGGCAUGGAUUGUGUGGCCCUGCACAGCCUCCCCGAGGGACUGAAGACAGGAGAUUCCCAAGACCGAGACGAGACGCUGGGCUUGGGCUGGCUGUUCUGGGCUCUGCGGAGGCCUCAUUACUCAUGCUGUUGAGGUCGAGAGCCUUCAGCAGGGCAGCUGGGCUAUGGAGGCACACACCUGAGAGCACCAGGGGCCGAGUGUAACCAGAGUCAAGCAGGAAGGAGGGGAGCACAGGACAAAAUCAAGGGUGGGACCCUGUAUUUUCCCCGGGGUCUCCUAUUUGGGUGUGAACAGAGGGGCAGCAGGGGCUGGAUCAUUUUCUCCGGCUCCCACCAGCCGCAUCAGGACUUUGGAGCACCAGGGGUUGGGUGUGGCCAAGAUGUUCACUCCAGCCUGGCAUGCGUAGUUAAGAGAAUAGACAGCCUCUGUGCAACUGGGAUCAUUCCUCUGGGGGCCAGCACAUUGCAGGGAUACUGCUCGCUCCUCAUCCAUGCUGCUUUCUGAAGGACUCUGAAGCCAGAGGUCGAGCCAGUCAGGCCCGGAGAACCACCCUCAGAGGGCAAGUGGCCUGGGAGGAUGCCCUCCUGCUGACUUCCCUGUCUCCAACCCCUCUGCUGCCUGCCCUGCUCAGGCUGCUGCCUGCUGACCUGGCACCAUGUUGCGGCCGAGCUCAGGGGUGUUGAUCUCAGUGAACGGGCUGGGCUUCCCACCGCAGAAUCUGGCCCGCGUGGUGGUGUGGGAGUGGCUGAAUGAGCACGGACGCUGGCGGCCCUACACAGCGGCCGUCUGCCACCACAUUGAGAAUGUGCUGAAGGAGGACGCCCGGGGCAGUGUGGUCCUGGGGCAGGUGGAUCCCCAGCUGGCUCCUUAUAUCAUUGACCUGCAGUCCAUGCACCAGUUCCGCCAGGACACAGGGACCAUGCGCCCAGUGAGAAGGAACUUCUAUGACCCCUCCUCGGCCCCUGGGAAGGGGAUCGUGUGGGAAUGGGAGAACGACAACAACUCCUGGACCCCCUAUGACAUGGAUAUUUGCAUCACCAUCCAGAAUGCCUAUGAGAAGCAGCACCCGUGGCUGGACCUCUCCUCUCUGGGCUUCUGCUACCUGAUCUACUUCAAUAGCAUGUCACAGAUGAACCGGCAGACGCAGCGGAAGCGCCGACUCCGGCGCCGCAUGGACCUGGCGUACCCACUCACCAUGGGCUCCAUCCCCAAGUCCCAGUCCUGGCCUGUGGGCACCAACUCCGGGCAGCCGUGUUCCUGCCAGCAGUGCCUUCUGGUCAAUAGCACCAGGGCAGCCUCCAAUGCCAUCCUGGCCUCGCAGCGGAGGAAGGUGUAUGUGGGGAACAGCAAUGGGACUCUGACUGUUAGGCAGAGCAGCACUUUCAAUGGCACAGCAUUGUGGUCUGCGGGCACCAUGCCAACUGGGGGGACAGCUAAGAUGGAGCAGGUCCGGUCCCCUAGCGGCAUGCAAGUGACCACCUUCUCCCGAAGCCAGAGUGCUCCCACUGGCACCCAGCUUCCUGGGCAGAACAACCUGAACAGGCCUGGCACGCAGCAGGUUGCAAUACUGAGUACCAGGGCCUCCAUCCCACCAGGGUGUCUCACAGCACUAGCUGGCAAGGCCUCCGCGUGCUGGCUGUGUCACAUCCGCAUCCCACCCACAGCGGUGGUGGACAGCGGUGGGGGCCAUCACUUGGGCAUGUCGUCCAAUCUCCAGAGGUGUGAGGUCUCCCCAGAGGACUGGGACUGCACCAUCUGCAUGGAGAGGCUGGUGGCCUCGUCCGGCUACGAGGGCCUGCUCAGCCACAGGGGCGCCAAGCCGGAGCUGGUGGGCAAGCUGGGCAAAUGCGGGCACAUGUACCACCUCCUCUGCCUGGUGGCCAUGUACAACAACGGCAACAAGGAUGGCAGCCUGCAGUGCCCCACCUGCAAGGCCAUCUAUGGGGAGAAGACUGGGACCCAACCCCCAGGGAAGAUGGAGUUCCACAUCAUCCCACACUCGCUGCCAGGCUACACGGAAUCCAAAACCAUCCGCAUCGUCUACGACAUCCCCACGGGCAUCCAGGGCCCAGAGCACCCGAACCCCGGAAAGAAGUUCACAGCCCGAGGCUUCCCCCGGCACUGCUACCUACCGGACAACGAGAAAGGCAGGAAGGUUCUGAAGCUCCUGAUUGUGGCAUGGGACCGCCGGCUCAUCUUCACCAUCGGCACGUCCAGCACGACGGGAGAGUGCGACACGGUGGUGUGGAACGAGAUCCACCACAAGACAGAGUUUGGUUCCAACCUCACUGGCCAUGGCUACCCCGACCCCAACUACCUGGACAAUGUCCUGGCUGAGCUGAUGGCCCAGGGGGUCUUGGAAGCCAACCUGAAGGGCUGAGGAGGAAGCCCCCGCUCUCUGCUAGCGUGCUUCUUGGCAGCCAAACCCCGCCUGUGUCUGCGCUCGUGCGUGUCUCUGUGAGUCCGUCCUCCAGCACCGCCAUGCCCGGGAACCACCCGCCUUCCCGGAGCUCUCACUCUGCUUCUGCUGCCUUGACCUGCAGUAACCUUCAGACUGCAAUGCCGGACCUGGCUGGGUGCCACAGAAGCGUAUGUCCCCCCCCAGGCGGAGUGGCUCCCCCUUUAACCAAGGCCAUGUGCACGCCCCUCACACACGCUGGCCAACGAGCAGCAGGCCAGCAGAAGCCGUGUGAGUGACCAAGCAACGCAAAGCUGGGCUGGUUAUUUUUUUAUACUCUUGUGAUCUGUGAUAUUUUCCCUGUUUGAGAGCUCAGCCCACACCUGACUGUACA
Messenger RNA from Gopherus flavomarginatus (Mexican gopher tortoise), 3356 nucleotides. RefSeq names its product deltex E3 ubiquitin ligase 1 (gene DTX1). The coding region runs from base 1220 to 2944 and encodes 574 amino acids. Gene Ontology annotation, molecular function: ubiquitin protein ligase activity; zinc ion binding. The transcript has 8 exons. Gene Ontology annotation, cellular component: nucleoplasm. Lineage: Eukaryota; Metazoa; Chordata; Testudines; Testudinidae. The record is from RefSeq and is a predicted model, not a curated record. Gene Ontology annotation, biological process: protein ubiquitination; Notch signaling pathway.